GGCGAAAUCUGAUCGAAUUGUUGGUUGCCGGCGGCAAGGGCUGCGCAAUCUCCUCUUCUUGUACGCCAUGAAUUUGAUGGAGAAGAUUGGGCUGCUGAAGAAACAACCGGAAAAUCCGGUGYUGGAAGUAGCUCCGGUGUCUGUGUCGUGGACUGAGACCUCCGACACCAUCUCUCGUCACUUCCACUUUCAAAUCGAYGGCCAACUCUCCGUGAAGGUGCUUAAUGAUUCAAGACCAAUUGUCCAUAAAUUUGCUGAAUCUUUGGUUAAUACCUUUUUGCCAUCUGGUUAUCCAUAUAGUGUUAAUGAAGGAUAUCUUAGAUACACACAGUUUCGAGCAUUACAACAUUUCUCCAGUGCAGCAUUAUCUGUGUUAUCAACUCAGUCACUGUUAUUUGYUGCAGGAUUGAGACAUUCCCCAGCUCAAGCAACGGCAGUUAGUUGGAUACUUAAAGACGGUAUGCAGCAUAUGGGAAAGCUAAUAUGUAGCAAUUUAGGUGCAAGAAUGGAUUCUGAUCCCAAACGGUGGCGGAUUUUUGCUGAUGUGCUUUACGACUUGGGCACGGGUUUGGAAGUUCUUUCACCUUUAUGUCCACAAUUGUUUCUUGAAAUGGCUGGACUUGGGAAUUUUGCCAAGGGAAUGGCCACGGUUGCUGCAAGAGCGACAAGAUUGCCGAUUUAUUCUUCAUUUGCCAAAGAAGGAAAUCUUAGUGAUUUAUAUGCAAAGGGAGAGGCGAUUUCCACCGUAUUCAAUGUGGUUGGAUUGGGAGCAGGGAUUUUGUUAGUUUCUAGCAUUUGUUCAUCAAUGCARGGGAAGAUGGUUGUCGGGCCUUUCCUUUCUGCAGUACAUGUUUAUUGUACAUACGAAGAAAUGCGAGCUGCUCCGGUCAACACAUUGAAUCCACAACGAACUGCAAUGAUCAUAGAAGAUUUCUUAGAGACAGGAAAGAUAUCAAGUCCUGCAGACCUGAGGUACAGAGAAGAUCUUCUGUUUCCAAAGAGAGUUAUAGAAGGAGCUGGAAAUGUGAAAGUGGGCAGAGAUUUGCAUAAGGUUAUAAAGCCUUCAAGACUUGAGCAAUUUAAAGAAAUCUUUCCAGAUGAAAAAUUUGUUUUGGAGUUCGGAAACCGAUGGACAGACAUGGUGUUAGAGCAGAACGCUAGCGGCGAAGAUGCAUUACGAGGGUGGUUGGUGGCGGCAUUAGCUUCUCCAGUGGUGGAAAAUCGGGAGGUAGAAAUGGUGGAAGUGGCUUAUGAGAAGAUGAACACCAUGAUGCCUAGAUUGCUGUCGGAACUACGGGCAAAAGGGUGGCAUACCGACCGUUUCCUAGAUGGAACCGGUAGCCGGUACGGUUUCUAGUCUUGAAUCUGUCACAAAGGAAUGUUACUAAUGGAACAUGUAGUCAUAAAAUAAGAGGGCCCAUUCAUUGAUGAUAUAUAAUCCCAAUAUGUAAGGUCUAUGAGUCAUCUCAGAAAAAAAAGCUGGUUUGACUGAUAGUGGGCCAAKAAAUAUUGAAUGGUGAUGUGGGCUGGUCGGAAAACUCUAUUUAUUCUGGUGUGGAUGGCAAACCGACCUAUAUUUCUUGGUUAUCCAUUAAGCAGAAGRAAUAUUAGUUMACAUAGACCUCAAAGGGGGUCGUAGUGACAAGGCCCGAGCGACUGUUUACCAAAUAGUAAAGRCAAAUCUCUUAUGAUACACCAAUUACACGAGCUUUAUGUUGUAAUUACGUUUAUACGUAUAUGCRUAUUUUAGAUGUAUAUAUGAAUUUGUUUGCCAUUUA
This is a messenger RNA of Cynara cardunculus var. scolymus (artichoke), 1778 nucleotides long. RefSeq names its product protein root UVB sensitive 2, chloroplastic-like. Gene Ontology annotation, biological process: auxin polar transport; response to UV-B. Gene Ontology annotation, cellular component: chloroplast envelope. The transcript is spliced from 10 exons. Bases 68 to 1357 code for a protein of 429 amino acids. NCBI's taxonomy places the organism in Eukaryota, Viridiplantae, Streptophyta, Magnoliopsida, Asterales, Asteraceae. The record is from RefSeq and is a predicted model, not a curated record.